Apaloderma vittatum (bar-tailed trogon) is the source of this 840-nucleotide messenger RNA. Its product is annotated as angiopoietin-related protein 1-like. Lineage: Eukaryota; Metazoa; Chordata; Aves; Trogoniformes; Trogonidae. The transcript is spliced from 4 exons. The coding region runs from base 1 to 840 and encodes 279 amino acids. The record is from RefSeq and is a predicted model, not a curated record.
AUGGCUACCCAGCACCUUUGUCUCCUGCUUUUCACCUCCUUGCUGGCCCUGGCAGCAUCUUUUCCUAGGCUGGACAUCACAAACUUUCACCUCCUCAAUGGCUCACUGGAUGAAGUUAUGAAUGCUCCCCCAGAGUCCCCCGAGCCCGAUGAUGAUGACAACCAUGUUCGACAGGUCAGAGACAUUGCCCACCACCCACCGGCAGGCCAUGGUUGGCCCAAGGACUGCAGUGAGAUCCCCGCUGGCAGCCGCAGCGGCGUCUACAUCAUCCAGCCAAAAGGGCUCCACCACCUCGUGGUCUACUGUGAGAUGAAUGUGACACACGGGGGCUGGACGGUCAUCCAGAGGAACCAGAAAGACACACCGGUCACCUGGGCCGAGGCUUGGAGCACCUACAAGUACGGCUUUGGGAACGUGCGCACUGAGUACUGGCUGGGCACCGAGUACAUCCAUCAGAUCGCCAAGCAGAAGGUCUACCAGGUCAGGUUUGUCAUCCAGGACUCCACAGACAGCAUCCAGAUUGCAGACUACAACCUCUUCAGCGUGGAAGAUGAGUCCCACGGCUACCGGCUGAGGCUGGGCUCCUACUCAGGGACAGCGGGAGAUGCCAUGACCACAGACAAUCCCAAGACCAUGCACGACAACAUGAAGUUCUCCACAAAGGAUCAGGACCAGGACACUUACAGUAAGAACUGUGCCUACAGCUACGAGGGCGGGUGGUGGUUCUCGGCGUGUUAUUCUGUGCGGCUGAAUUAUAAGGGUGGCUUGACAUGGGGCAACCUCUGCAAAGGGAACUGCAAAUCCUCCCUUAUUCGUAUCAAACCAGCUUCGUAUUGUUAG